Mesorhabditis belari is the source of this 1194-nucleotide messenger RNA. The record is from the annotation of a GenBank genome assembly. Lineage: Eukaryota; Metazoa; Nematoda; Chromadorea; Rhabditida; Rhabditidae.
AUGGCAGCGCCAAAAAUUGCCACAGCCACUCGAAUCAUUCCCACAAGCGCUCAUAUUCUUUACAAAGAAGGGCACUGGCAGAUUCGGGAAUCGAUUGGGAAGUUUAUCGAGCGUGAAGUGAAUCCAUACGUGAAAGAAUGGGAAAACAACUGCCUUUUCCCCGCUCAUUCACUCUUUCGAAGUCUCGGUCAACUUGGAGUCUUUGCCGUCAAUAAAUCAAUUGACUGUGGUGGAUUGGGGCUUGACUGUUCGUAUUCGAUUGCAGUUGCUGAAGAGAUGGGCACAGUGAGAUGUGGAUCAAUACCAAUGGCUGUAGCUGUACAGAGUGAUAUGGCCACUCCAGCGUUGGCUUUGUACGGAUCUGAGCGCUUGAAAGCAGAAUUUCUGCGGCCAACGAUAAAUGGAGAACUGGUAUCCUGCAUUGCUGUGAGUGAGCUACAUGCUGGAAGUGAUGUUUCUGCCAUUAGAACCAGAGCACAAAAGAUUGGUGACGAUUACGUGUUGAAUGGGACGAAAACAUGGAUCACAAAUGGGAUUCAAGCCGACUGGGCUUGUGUCUUAGCUAGCACGAGUGCUGAUCCACCACAUAAAAAUAAGAGCCUCUUCGUUGUGCCGUUAAAUUCGCCAGGAGUUCAUCGAAGUCGAGUAGCGCACAAGCUGGGUAUGCACUCGUCGGAUACGGCUACUUUGUUCUUUGAGAAUGUUCGUGUACCGGCUCAUCAUCUUAUUGGCAAAGAAGGGAAAGGAUUCGAAUACCAAAUGCAGCAAUUCCAAGACGAGCGUUUAGUGACGAUUGCUGUUUUGUUGAAACCGAUGGAAAGAUGUGUGGAAAUGACGAGAGAAUACACUAAAGAAAGACAUGUUUUUGGAAAACCGAUAUAUGAGAAUCAGGUUGUACACUAUCGUUUGGCUGAGUUACAGACAGAAAUUGAAUCGCUUCGAGCAUUGCUUUAUCGAGCCGUUUUGGAAAGAAUGGCAGGCACAGACGUGACUCUGCUGGCGAGUAUGGGUAAACUCAAAGCCGGCAGAUUGGCAAGAGCCGUCACGGAUCAAUGUCUACAGUACUGGGGCGGUGUCGGGUAUACAUGGGAGAAUGAAGUGACAAGAUUGUACCGAGAUCUUCGUCUACACUCGAUUGGCGCCGGAGCUGAUGAGAUCAUGUUGUCAAUCAUUUCCCGCAUGAUGGACACGAAA